Molecule: messenger RNA, 1247 nt
Organism: Monodelphis domestica (gray short-tailed opossum)
Lineage: Eukaryota; Metazoa; Chordata; Mammalia; Didelphimorphia; Didelphidae
Source: RefSeq, a predicted model, not a curated record
CCCUCCCCCACAUCUUAGCUGCGUGUAAGCGGGACAGGACAGCAUGAAGUUUUCAGAGAAAUAACUUGACCAAGAUGUCCAGUGAUAGGCCAAGGUCAGAUGAUGAAAGUCCAAGUACCAGCAGUGGUAGUUCAGAUGCAGAUCAGAGGGACCCAGCAGCACCAGAACCUGAAGAACAAGAAGAAAGAAAACCCUCUGCCACCCAGCAGAAGAAAAACACCAAACUCUCUAGCAAAACCACUGCUAAGUUAUCCACUAGUGCUAAAAGAAUUCAGAAAGAGCUAGCUGAAAUAACCCUUGAUCUACCUCCGAACUGCAGUGCUGGGCCUAAAGGAGAUAACAUUUAUGAAUGGAGAUCAACCAUUCUUGGACCACCAGGUUCUGUUUAUGAAGGUGGCGUGUUUUUUCUGGAUAUCACAUUUUCAUCAGAUUAUCCAUUUAAGCCACCAAAGGUUAUUUUCCGUACCAGAAUUUAUCACUGCAACAUCAACAGUCGGGGUGUCAUCUGUCUUGAUAUUCUUAAAGACAACUGGAGUCCUGCUCUGACUAUUUCAAAGGUUUUGCUGUCUAUUUGUUCCCUCUUGACAGACUGCAACCCUGCGGAUCCUCUGGUUGGAAGCAUAGCCACUCAGUAUUUGACCAACAGAGCAGAACAUGACAGGAUAGCCAGACAGUGGACCAAGAGAUAUGCAACAUAAAUGGCGUCUCUUUUGUGCAGUGUGAAGAAGCAGGAGGCCUCUUUACACUGUGCAGCAAAUCUUUAUAGCCUUUACAAUACGGACUUCUGUUUAUAUGUUAUAGUGAUUCUACUCUCUGCUUUUAUUCUUUGAAGACUGGGAGACUGGCCAAAAAGGUAAAUGCUAUCACGAGUAGAACUUUGUAGCUGUAGAUUAGUUAUGUUUAAAAUGCCUACUUGCAAGUCUUGCUUCUUUGGGAUAUCAAAAUGUAUUUUGUGAUGUACUAAGGAUACUGUUCUUGAAGUCUACCAAAUAUUAUAGUGCAUUUUAGCCUAAUUCAUUAUCUGUAUGAAGUUAUUAAAGUAGAUGUAGAUGAUUAGAAAUUAUGUCAUUUGUAUUAAGCCCAGAUCUAUUUCCAAUUAUGUGGUACAUGCUGUUGUGGAAAAUGCUUUACCUUUUACCUUUGUCAGUUUGUAUUGAAAGGAUUUUCUUUUACCCUUUGUAGCUCAGAGAGCGAGCACCUAAUGUAUCGUCUCAAACACAAUAAACAUGUUCCCGGAAAAAAAAAAA